Molecule: messenger RNA, 1212 nt
Organism: Aspergillus caelatus
Lineage: Eukaryota; Fungi; Ascomycota; Eurotiomycetes; Eurotiales; Aspergillaceae
Product: AN1-type zinc finger protein
Exons: 1
Coding region: 65-997 (310 amino acids)
Cellular component (GO): cytoplasm
Molecular function (GO): zinc ion binding
Source: RefSeq, a predicted model, not a curated record
GUCGGCCGGAGGCAGAGUGCCCUCUCCUUACUCUGAACAGCUACUUGCAUCAUCCGCCUUCGCCAUGGCACCCAUUUCCAUGUCCAAAGAUGGGCCCUCGCCACAGGAAUCUUUCACGCAAAUGGCCGACAAAGAUCUAGAAUCGAUCGGGCGUCACUGUCAAUUCGACUAUUGCAACCAACUCGAUUUCCUUCCAUUCCGCUGUGAGUCCUGUCGUGGGACCUUCUGUCUUGACCACCGCACGGAAACUUCGCAUAAAUGCCCCAAAGCCGGUGAAUGGGCUCGCCGACGAAACGCUCAGAACGCAAGCCCCGGCACCAGUCUCCCGACGCAGAAACCCACGAUCUACAACUCGGACCAAUGCGCGCAUCUCGACUGCAAAACCCUCAUCAACACGAUGAAGGACCCGGGCGUUCGAUGCCCCAACUGCAACCGCCAGUACUGCCUGAAGCACCGACUCCGGGAGGAACACGACUGCGCCAAGAUCACCCCGCUGGGCGGUCGGCCGGCCGCCGCAGGCUCCAACGCCAACGAGACGCUGCGUUCCAUGUUCGCCCGGGUCCGCACAUGGGGCAAAGAUAAGAGCCACGCGGCGACCCAGAGUCUCACGCCGACUCCGAAACCGAAUAGCCCGGCGGCGCGGGCUGCACAGCUGAACACACUCAAGAAGUCGGCCAAGGGCGACGCCAAUGUUCCCGCCGACAAACGGCUCUAUCUUCACGUGGUCGGCACAUCGGAUACGCAGAGGGUAGACCCGCCGAAGGGCGACUUCUACUUUGAUAGCCGGUGGAAGGUCGGGCGGGUUCUAGACGAUGCGGCGCGGCGACUGCGGGUGGAGAACGUGAACAAUCGUGCGGAGGAAAAGGAGCGACUCCGGAUCUUCCAUGUCGAGUCGGGGGAGUUCCUCGAGUUUUCGGAUGCAAUCGGAGCCGCGAAGGUGCAGUCUGGACAUACCAUCGUCUUGAUGAGGGGUGCGGGUGUGAUGCUGGGGAAGUAGAUCUAGGUUGGGGGGGAGAGCUCUCAUCUUACUACCACUCUGCUCUUUUUUGAUUUUCUUAUACUUGGAUUUGAUGAGAAGUUAUGAUACCAUCGCAUUGUUUGGCGAUUGUCGUUAGUAUUAUGCAUCAGCAUGCAGGCGUUCCGGAGUGGGUUCCAGACGGAAAGAUGAAGAUUAAAUGGCAGCUCGUUGAGCAAUCUAUAUAUAACUGACUC